CCAGGACCAGCUGAGGCUGGCCGCGAACUCGGCGGACGUGGAGUUCGCGGUGCAGCCCGGCGAGCUGCCGCCCGCCGCGGGGCCCCUCUUCGAGGAGCUCCUGCGCCCGCCCGGCGCCCCGGACGGCAGCGCCGCGGCGGGCGCGGCGCGCCUCCGGUCCUACGAGCGGAGCGUCUUCUCGGCGCUGGAGCGGCUCCUGGGCGAGUGGAACGCCGCGGGCUUCCCCGGCGUCCCGCGCGCGGAGGCCGUCGCGCUGCUGCCGCUCGCGCCGUGCGUCGCGCGCGUGGCGGUCCCCGCCUGGCGCGUCGUGGUGCAGGUCGGCCUCCCGGAGGACUUCUUCGAGGGCGGGGGCCGCCUCGCCGCGGCGGCGGCCGGCGCCGGGCGCGUCGCGGAGGAGGAGGGGUGCUGGCGGCGGCUGCCCGCGCUGCGGGCGCGGCUGCUCGGCAGGCGGGGGUGGCAGGUGGUCCGGGUCCCCUUCUUCGAGUGGCGCUCCCUGGCUGGCGGGCAGGAGCAGCGGCAGUUCCUGAGGGGGCGCUUGCGCGAGCCCGCGCGGUUGGCCGCUGAGAGGGCCCGCGGCGGGCCGCCCGCCGAAGGCGCCCAAAAAGAUAUCCUCGCGCCCUGUGCUCCUCUUUCUUCCUCUGCCAGCGAUCGGCCCUUCUAUGGCUAUGCAGGCCAGGCUGCGGCAUG
Prorocentrum cordatum is the source of this 687-nucleotide messenger RNA. Lineage: Eukaryota; Dinophyceae; Prorocentrales; Prorocentraceae. The record is from the annotation of a GenBank genome assembly.